CGGAUAUAUGUGACGUAUAAGGGUGAAAUAAAGACAAAAGCAAUCACGAGGUCAGCUGCAAAACAAUAUUUUGGGGUGUUGGAACCAUGUUUCGAGUCAUCGUUUUUCUCGCUUUGUGGACUUGUACCAUUGGACAUACACCGUCAGAAUACCUAGAGGAUUACUGUGGUAAAACUCUCUACCACCAGGGACCAUGGCUACGUCUGAAGCUGACCAGGAGGGACUACCCAUCAAACUUCAAGUGUAACACUUCUGUCGUUUUCUCUGAUACUAAUUCGGGGCAACCCGCGCGCCUCAUGGUGGUUGUCCACAAACUGGAAACUAAAUGCCCUGGAGAUCGGCUCACUUUGGUUGAUGGAAAUACCUCCGUUCUUCUUAAAGAGGCAAAGCCUUACUUGUGCGGGAAACAUGAGCCAAAGGAUGCAAUGUUUACUGUCUCUUCAAGUCUCAUUGUAAACUUCCAAAGUGAUGCAUCUGAAAAUGAUGAUGGAUUUGAACUCUACAUCACCCGUUUCCAUCUUGGUAUCUGCGACCCGACCGAGUUCCGGUGUGCCAGGGGUCCUUGUAUUGGUAAGUCCCUUCAGUGUGACGACCACGACCAGUGUGGGGACGAGUCCGACGAGUGUAGUUGGGGAUUCGGACUGGUGGCCGCCCUCUUGGGCGCCACUUGCCUCGGGUCUCUGCUCACCAUUCUGGUCUUUUGCUGUUGUUGUUCCAAGUUCCGCUCUCGCUGCAGUAAAUCAAACUCUCGGGGACGAAUUAUCCCUGUGUUCAGAAGAAGUGAAACAAACAGAACCCCAGCACUAGACGAACCCAAGAAGGCGCCUCUUGAAGUCCCCCUUUCUGUGUCUCAUCUUGAACAAACGCAUCCGGCAUUCUAUUCCCUUUCACCUCCAGCCUACACAGCCAUACCCGACGUCACUUCCGGCAGAGUGGCGGACCCCUUCCAACAAAAACCCCUAUUCAAUAAGAGUUGAUACGAGACAGUUUUUACCUUAAUCUGUGAUGUGCUCGUUAAAUUUCAUUUAAAAUGUGAAAAACAAUCUCUAGAAUCUCUGAAAGUAAUCCAUUUUUGAUUGGUUCCGAUGUGUCAUAAGAUAUUUCGAUUUUUCUUUUUUAAUUUUACAAUUAAUAAAAAAAAAUAAUGACUGCU
Magallana angulata is the source of this 1153-nucleotide messenger RNA. Its product is annotated as low-density lipoprotein receptor-related protein 12-like. The record is from RefSeq and is a predicted model, not a curated record. NCBI's taxonomy places the organism in Eukaryota, Metazoa, Mollusca, Bivalvia, Ostreida, Ostreidae. Gene Ontology annotation, molecular function: protein binding. The transcript is spliced from 5 exons. The coding region runs from base 87 to 977 and encodes 296 amino acids.